Molecule: messenger RNA, 2383 nt
Organism: Magnolia sinica
Lineage: Eukaryota; Viridiplantae; Streptophyta; Magnoliopsida; Magnoliales; Magnoliaceae
Product: acyl-coenzyme A oxidase 3, peroxisomal-like
Exons: 13
Coding region: 146-2191 (681 amino acids)
Biological process (GO): fatty acid beta-oxidation using acyl-CoA oxidase; lipid homeostasis
Cellular component (GO): peroxisome
Molecular function (GO): fatty acid binding; FAD binding; acyl-CoA oxidase activity
Source: RefSeq, a predicted model, not a curated record
GGCGCGCAUUCACACACCUGCGCAAGUUAGCCCUCAAGAACUAGUUUCCGCCACCAACGUCACAGCAUCCCCGCCCUCUUCAAAAUCUCCACUUUCUCUAUCUCUUGCUCUCAACUGCAAUUCCAUCUCUCAAUCUCCUCCGUCAAUGGCAUCAGCUUCACCGUCCGAUCAGAUCUCACGGCGGACAGCGAUCCUAACCAGGCACCUUCACCGUCCUUCGUUUCAUCCACAUCUUCCAUCUCUCGAGCCGUCCACUUGUCUACAGUAUUCUCCUCCGGAGAUUUCCGCUGCGUCCGAUUUCGAUGUCCGAGAUCUUCGCCGUCUGAUGGACGGCCACAACGUUGAGGACCGGGACUGGCUGUUUGGGCUGAUGGUGCAGAGCAAGCUCUUCUGCCCUAGAAAUUCAGGCGGGAGGACUUUCAUUGCACCGGAUUAUAAUCAGUCGAUGGAGCAGCAGAGGGAGAUGACGAUGAAGAGGAUCGGAUAUCUGUCGAGUCUAGGGGUUUUCGAUGGUUGGUUGACAGGAAGAGGGCCUGAAUCGGAGCUGAGGAAACUAUCGUUCUUGGAGUGUAUCGGGAGCUAUGAUCAUUCCCUCGCAAUUAAGAUCGGCGUGCAUUUCUUUCUCUGGGGUGGUGCAAUCCAGUUCUUUGGCACAAAGCGUCAUCAUAACAAGUGGUUGAAGGACACUGAAAACUAUCUGGUCAAAGGCUGCUUUGCAAUGUCUGAAUUGGGACAUGGAAGUAAUGUUCGAGGAAUUGAAACAGUCGCCACUUACGACAAAAACACUGGAGAAUUUGUUAUUAACACCCCCUGUGAAUCAGCUCAGAAGUACUGGAUUGGUGGAGCUGCUAAUCAUGCUACACACACAGUAGUUUUCUCUCAGCUACAUAUAAAUGGAAGUAAUCAAGGGGUCCACGCAUUCAUAGUCCAGAUCAGAGAUUCAGAUGGAAGCAUUUGCCCAAACAUCCAUAUAGCUGAUUGUGGUCAUAAGAUUGGCCUGAAUGGAGUUGAUAAUGGUCGAAUUUGGUUUAACAAUGUCCGGAUCCCUCGAGAGAACUUGCUGAAUUGUGUUGCCGAUGUAUCACCGGAUGGGCAAUAUCUAAGUGCAAUAAAAGAUCCAGAUCAGAGAUUUGCAGCUUUCAUGGCGCCUCUGACAUCAGGUCGUGUAACCAUUGCAGCCAAUGCAAUAUAUGUUUCAAAAAUUAGUUUAGCAAUUGCCAUAAGAUACUCACUGACACGGCGGGCUUUCUCUAUUGCACAAAAUGGGCCUGAAGUUCUAUUGCUUGACUACCCAAGUCAUCAGAGGCGGCUCUUACCUCUCCUUGCAAAGACAUGUGCUAUGAGCUGUGCAACCAAUUAUCUGAAGAGGAUAUAUGUACAGAGGACCCCUGAAUCUAUCAAAAUCUUACAUGUUUUUUCUAGUGCAUUCAAGGCUACAUUCACCUGGCAUAACAUGAGGACUCUUCAGGAAUGCCGUGAAGCCUGUGGAGGGCAAGGCUUGAAGACAGAAAACCGCAUUGGACAUCUAAAGGGUGAAUUCGAUGUGCAAUCCACAUUCGAGGGGGACAAUAAUGUACUGAUGCAACAGGUUAGCAAGAUACUUCUUUCAGAAUACAUAGCAGCUCAGAAGAAGAAGAAGCCAUUUAAAGGAUUGGGAUUAGAACACAUGAAUGGUCCUUGCCCUGUUAUUCCAGCUCAGUUGACAAGCUCUGAUCUCAGGAGUAGCCAAUUCCAGACUGAGAUCUUAUGCUUAAGAGAACGAGAUUUACUGAAGCGUUUUGCUACUGAAGUUUCCCAGUAUCAGGCACAGGGAGAAAGCAAAGAUUAUGCAGUUAUCCUGAGUUAUCAAGUUGCGGAGGAUUUGGCUAAAGCCUUUGCUGAUCGAGCGGUAUUUCAAACCUUCUUGGAAGCUGAGAUGGCACUGCUUGCUGGACCAUUGAAGAAUGUGUUAGGUCUCUUGAGGUCCAUGUAUGCCUUGAUCAACAUGGAAGAGGACACGUCAUUUCUUCGAUAUGGCUACCUAUCAACAGACAAUGCUGUUGUUGUGAGGAAGGAGGUGACAAAGCUGUGCAAUGAACUGAGACCCCAUGUACUGUCAGUGGUCAGUUCAUUUGGAAUCCCGGAUGCUCUACUUGGUCCAAUAGCUUUUGACUGGGUCGAUGCAAAUUCAUGGUCCUCGGUUCAACACUAGCAACACGCAAUGGACCAUUCUCAAGGGUACGAUUCAACGCACCUGAUUUCUUCCUUGUUUGAAACUUUGUAGUGUCAAUAAGGUGGUAGUGUUUGAGGUCCUACACUCGCUGUGGGCAAGCUAAGCCUACUCUGUAAAAGUAUUCCAUAAAACAUUAAAUAAAUUUGCCAUCACUAACGGCACGUAUCAACA